UUUUCGUACCCCGCGCUCACCGCACCGCACCGGGCCGGCGCUGCCCCGCAGGGUGCGGGGAGGUGCGGGUUGGCGGGGCUCCGGCCAUGGCGAGGAGCUUUGCGGCGUUGAUGCUGCUGUGGCUGUGCGCGAUGCUCCGCUCCUGUGCCGCCUUCAACCUGGACACCGCCUUCCCCGUGCUGAAGGAGGGGAGCGCGACGCGGGGCUUCUUCGGUUUCUCCGUCGCGCUGCAUCGGCAGAACGAGAGGGAGGAGCGGUACCUGCUGCUGGUGGGAGCCCCUCAGGAUGAGGAGCCACAGAACGGCACGAGGACGGGGGCUGUCUAUGCCUGUCCCCUCUCCCCCUCCGAAAGCGACUGCGAGCGGCUCGACAUCGAGCUGAAAAGUGAGCCCGACAAGUACAUCAUUGAGGACAUGUGGCUGGGGGUGACAGUGGCCAGCCAGCGGCAGCCAGCUGGCAGGGUGCUGGCGUGUGCUCACCGUUACACCAAAGUGCUGUGGUCGGGCAGCGAGGACCAACGGCGCAUGGUUGGGCGCUGCUACGUGCGGGGCAACGACCUCAGCUUGGAUCUGAGCGACGAGUGGCAGACGUACCACAACGAGAUGUGCAACUCCAACAUGGACGCCGAAGAGACGGGCAUGUGCCAGAUGGGUGCCAGCGCUGGCUUCACUGCCAACAUCAUCUAUUUUGGGGCACCUGGAGCCUAUAAUUGGCAGGGUGUGUGUAUGGGGGGGAGGGGGGGUUGUGAUGCUCCUCCUUGAGCCCUGUGUGGUGCUGCUGUGGGGAUGCUGAGUGUGUUCUGCACUGCGAGGCUGCAUGGCGGGGUCUUGUGCAAGCAUGCAGGCUUGGUGUGGUGCACGCGGGUUCUGUGCGGUGCAGGCAGCAAGGUGUGCAUGCCCACGUGCGUCCUUUGUGCUCAGAUGUGCAGCUGUGCAGAUGCAUGCGCUCUGCUGCCCGCGUGCACUCCUGGAUGGUGAGGCGUUGCAUGAGGGUGCAGGUGUGCAUUUCUGGGUGCUGAAGGCAUUGCACGUGUGUGCAAACGCGUGCAUGGGCUGAUGCAUGCGCUUCUGUGCGGGGUGACGCUGCGCAGGCGUGCCAGCAGGCGAGCUGUGGUGCACAUUUGUGCACUUCUUGUAUUGUAAGAUAUUGCACACGCGUGCAAAUGUCCGUGUCCCAGAGCACUUCUGUAUGGUGAGAGUUUGCAUGGGCAUGCAAAUGCAUCCAUGUGUGUGCACUUAUGGAUGGUAAGAAGCAUGCAAGCAUGUAAGGGUGCGUGUUGUUUCGUAUGCGUGCACUCCUGUAGGUGAAGAUGUUGCACAAGCAUGCAGACAGGAGUGCUCUGGCGCAUAGAUGUGCACUUCUGCACGGUGGGGAGUUGCACGAGGAGAUGUAAGGGUGCAGACGUGCAUGGCCUGAUGCAUCCGUGCACUUUUGUAGGGCGAGGUGCUGGGUAAGAUGCAGGUGUGUGGCAUGUUCUGGUGCAUGAUUGCACCUCCGUGUGGUGAGGACUGCACACGCAUGCAAACAGCUGUGUGUUCUGGUGCGUGCAUCCUGCCACGUGCACCAGCUUGCAGGCUGGGUACAGCGGUUGCAAGGAGGGCUGACCACCGUUGCAGGUACCAUUACAUGCUGCAGCGGGAGACGUGGGACCUGCACGACUUCUCCUACCCCAACGAGAAGAACGGCAAACACCUACAUAGGUUACGCAGCAGAGGUGGGCAGCGGGGUGCUGCAGCAGGAGGCGGUGACGGUGGUGGCCGGAGCCCCCCGCUAUCAGCACACUGGGCUGUGUACCUGCUGAGCACCAGCCCCCAGCAGACCUGCAGAGGAGCGGGCUGCUGCGAGGCCGCCAGGUCGGCUCCUACUUCGGCAGCGCCGUGGCUUUGGCAGAUCUCAACAAUGAUGG
Molecule: messenger RNA, 1906 nt
Organism: Tympanuchus pallidicinctus (lesser prairie-chicken)
Lineage: Eukaryota; Metazoa; Chordata; Aves; Galliformes; Phasianidae
Product: integrin alpha-3-like
Exons: 5
Coding region: 87-761 (224 amino acids)
Biological process (GO): integrin-mediated signaling pathway; cell adhesion mediated by integrin; cell-cell adhesion
Cellular component (GO): external side of plasma membrane; integrin complex
Molecular function (GO): integrin binding
Source: RefSeq, a predicted model, not a curated record